This is a messenger RNA of Theobroma umbraticum, 1922 nucleotides long. The record is from RefSeq and is a predicted model, not a curated record. NCBI's taxonomy places the organism in Eukaryota, Viridiplantae, Streptophyta, Magnoliopsida, Malvales, Malvaceae.
UUGAUAUCUUAUUGGCUUAAUGUAAUAAGGUGGCGUAAGCCCGAAGGUAUCUUUAUGUUUGUUACUAUUCUUGUAGUCAUCAUCAAUAAUCAUUCUUAUUGGCUCUUUAACUUUGUUAUCAGAAAAUUUGAUAUCCCAAAUUGGAAUUAAAGCAUGGGGUGAGAAAGCUAGAAGUAUAAAAGAAAAUUAUAUUUGAUUAUGUAAAGUUUGCUAAUGAAGGUAUUUUGCUAUUAGUGUGUGACCAAGUGUGUGAAAAGUUAGGCCAUAAUGCAGAAUUGCAGACUUAAAACCACAUGAUUCAUGCAAUGAACUGCAACACGUACCGCCACGAGAAGCUGUAAUUGAGUGGUAACAUGGAAUUUCUAGGUAAUUGUUCUUGGCGAAUUGGAUUAUUAGCUGGAAUUAAUAGUAAUGACAAUUUCAAAGUAUAUAAGAGGAUUAGAGCUGCGUAGUUCAAACUGUCCAGAUAAGCAUUAAAAGUUUCGGCGGUAAGUUACGGAUAUUUCAUUCUUUAAUGAACUUAGAGUGAGCAAACUAAGCAUCCUUGUUUGUCUAAAAUGGAUAUUCUUAACAGACGAAAGCUUUGCUAGAUCCUCUGUUUUAACUUCCUCCUCCCCAAUGAACAGUUGCGUAAAGCAUAUUACAGAAUAUUACUCCCAUUAUUUAGUUUCUUUGGGGGUUUGCUUUUGGUCUUUCCCUGGCACCAGAUCGGCUUUCGUCCCCUUGCGAUUGGCCAGCCUCAAAAAAUAUUUCUGAUGGUUCAUUUUGAAGUUGGAACAAUUACUUGUAAAUUGUUAUAUUACGGAAAGUAGUGGCUGAUCAGCAGCCGGCACUAACAGUGUGACACUGUCCUGUUCUUUCUCUAUAUAAUUGGUUAAAUGGUUCCUUCGAGUGGAAAGCAUUAUCCUUUCAUGUAAAUUCUCAAGAUUCAAGACAUGGAUAUAGUCAUCUCUCGUGGAUCUGAUCAUAAUCUUCUGACAAGUUCAGCUGAAAACCACGAGGCAACAAUCCUGAAAGAAAGGCAAUCUCUGAAACCAACAUUUUUUGCUUGCAUUGGUGCCCAUGAGUUUUCCUUACCAGAGGUGUGGAAGGCAGCACUGACAGAGUUGGUGGCGACUGCUUCACUAAUGUUCACAUUAACCACAUCCAUUGUCUCCUGCUUGGACUCGCACGAGACUGAUCCCAAGCUUCUAGUCCCAUUUGCAGUCUUUAUUAUUGCCUUUCUCUUUCUCAUGGUGACAGUUCCUCUUUCAGGUGGACACAUGAGCCCUGUUUUUACAUUCAUUGCUGCCCUCAAGGGCAUCAUAACUCUGGCACGAGCUUCCAUCUACAUCUUGGCGCAGUGUGUAGGCUCAAUAAUAGGAUUUCUCAUACUCAACAGUGUGAUGGACCAUGAUGCAGCAAAAAGGUAUUCCCUGGGAGGCUGUACCAUUAAUGGAAAUGGGUCAACGUCCGGAAUAAGCCCUGGAACUGCACUAAUUUUAGAAUUUUGCUGUACUUUUUUGGUGCUCCUUGUUGGUGUAACAACAGCAUUUGACAAGAGAAGAAGCAAAGAACUAGGCUUACCAAUGGUUUGUGCUGUGGUAGCAGGGGCCAUGGCAGUGGCAGUUUUUGUGUCCAUUAGUGUGACUGGGCGGGCCGGCUACGCAGGGGUGGGCCUUAAUCCUUCAAGGUGCUUAGGCCCGGCCUUAUUGCUGGGAGGUCAGUUAUGGGAUGGGCAUUGGGUGUUUUGGGUUGGACCUUGUUUUGCUUGCAUCAUUUAUUAUUCUUUCACCAAGGGCUUACCGAAAGAAGGCUUGGUUUGGGAAGACGGAGAGCGUGACGUUGUGAAAUUGGCCGCACCUGCACUUUGUUGUUGGGGGUCUAUAACUCAAGUCAAUGGGGAGGGUUUGUGAAUUUUGACACUGAUGGAGGUUAAGUUC